CUCCCCUCGCCUCAGCGGGCUCCUCCUUCUGAGAUCUGGGCCCCGCCCACAGUGUCGGUGAGGAUUCGGUGAGCGGGACGGCGGAGGAUGGAGCGGCCGCUUCUACCGGAGAACCUUCUUCAGGUAACCUUUGACGAUGCCGCCAUUUACUUCUCGGAGGAACAAUGGCAGAACCUGGAGGAGUUCCAGAAAAAGAUAUACAAAGAGCUCAUCAAGGAGAUCUACGAAACCAUGCUGGCACUGGGCUAUCGAAUCCCGAAACCGGAGAUCGUGUCCCGGAUAGAGCGAGGGGAGGAGCCGUGCAUAGACAGCAACAAGAAGCAGAAGCUGGAGGAGCCGCAGGCCGAAGGCAGUAAAGAUACCGGGCCGGUGAUUAAAGUGGAACGGCAGUCUCCAGAAGCUUCCAUCCACAUUCCCCCCAGCGAGAUCUCCUCGUCCCAGGAACGUAGCGGAGCGCAGUGCCCGAGGUGUGGGACAUGCUGCAACAACCAGUGUGGGAUGGGCUAUCAAUGGAACACCCAAGGGAUGUACCCGGGACCCCCACAAGUGGAUAAUAAUCACAGAAAACAGUUUGUGGCCCCUUCACCGACAUACUUCAAUGGUAGCCCCAUCUCUCCGGGAUACGCCAACAGAGGCGAGGCAAUGCCACACCCAACUUCUCCUAUGGGGUACAACAAUAUGGGGAUGGUUCCUCUGUCUCCCCACUAUCCCGUAUACAGAAAUGUCGGGGACCCCAACACCACAUUUCCGUUUCCAGAGAGACCCCAGCAGAAUCCUAUGUUUGGAAAUUUCGAAGUCAAUCAGCAAACACAGAUGGGCCCUCCAGGAAGUCACAUGACAGCUUCAGAGCACGAGAACCGAAACCGGAAGGAACAGUACAUUAACGCACGUGAAGGCCAAUUCCAGGAAAGGAGAAACCAGAUGGGGCCUUGCCCUGCCUGUGGAACGUUCUGCAAUAAUCAGUGCGCAGCAAGCUUUCAGUGGGAACAAAGGCGGCUGCAACACGGUGUUCCGGGGGCAAUGGAAACAAACCGAUAUGCAUCACCUCCAAACCCCUAUUUCAAUGCUGGUGCAAACCAAGCAGCUUUUUCCAACGUGCGCCAUCCUCUAAGACAUGGGACCCCUCCGAUGAAUGUUCAAGGGAACCCAGCAAUGAUCCAGUUGUCCCCACAAUUUGCUGGAUAUCGUAGGCAGGGAGAUCCAAGGUCCCCCAACGUUAUGCAUGGAAAGCAAGAGCAUCCACAGGGACAUGUCAUUCAUGGAGGCAACACAGCGGCUGCAAAUUUACACGGGCCAAACCAAACUGGCAAAUAUGGAACUAUGCCAGCAAACAUGGGUGGAAAUCAUAGGAAGUCCCAAUCCAUGUCUCCUCUUGCCGCUCUGGAAACGAUGCCAAUGAUGUCUACUAAUAACAGCCCGAAUGCCGUAAAUGAACAGAGAAGUAGAUCCGCUAACCAGGUUGCCAACGCCACAAAUGCGAUGAUGACUGAACAGAGAAGCAGACCUCCAAACCAGAUGGUUAAUAACAGCCCAAAUGCUUUAACUGACCAGAGGAGCAGACCUCAAAACCAGAUGGCUAAUAACAGCCCAAAUGCUUUCAUUGACCAGAGAAGCAGACAUCCAAACCAGAUGGCCAAUAACAGCCCAAAUGCUAUAAAUGAACAGAGAAAUAGACUUGCUAACCAGAUGGCUAUAAGUUGCUCAAAUACUUUAACUGACCAGAGAAGUAGGCCCAUUUACCAGAUGGCCAAUAACAGCCCAAAUACUAUAACUGACCAGAGAAGUAGACCACCCACUUACCAAAUGGUUACUACCAGCCCAAAUACUAUAACUGACCACAGAACUAGACCCCCCACGUACCAAAUGGCUACUAGCAGCCCAAAUACCAUAACUGACCACAGAACUAGAUUUACUUACCAAAUGGUUAAUACCAGCUCAAAUAAUGUAACUGACCAGAGAAAUAGACCCCCAGCCCAGAUUGUGACUAGCAGCGAUGCCACCAGGGGAACCGUUGCCCAAAAUAUCAACAAAAGGCCAGACAACUUCCAGUGUUCCAUAAUAGGAGGUAAAUUGGUACAGUCUGUCACACCGCCAACUGGUAACACCGGGCAGCCAAGGCCCGGCGAAAUGACUUUUAAUAGGAGCCCCUCUCUAGGUCACAAUGGUAACUAUGCUCACAAAAAUGCCCAGCCCUCAUCAACAAUGAGUCAGGAAGUUGGUCGGACAACCACUGGAGAAAGUGUGGGAAGUAAACGACCUGCCUCCCAGCAGGCAUCAGAUGGUGUGCUGCCUCCUAAAAGAGCAAGCCCCACUGUUAUUAUUGUUGAUUGCGAUGAAGGAAAACCAGCGUCAUCCCAAGUGACGAGUGCAAACAACCCCGACACUGCUCGUAGAACACCUACUUCCAAGUCAGAAAGUCUUCCUUCAGAGCCGAUUGUGGUUAGUGAUGAUCAGGAUACCAAGAAUGCUGAACUUCAGGAUUCCAGAGAAGAUAAACGCUCUCAAGCUUCGAUCACCAUCAGCAGCAUCCGGACUUCUGGAAUAUUUAACCCGCCUACAAUCCGGGGUAAAAGGGAAGUGAAAAAUGACUCCAAUACCAUAAUUAUUAUUGAUGACAAAGAUCCAGAGGGGGCUGUCCAUCAGACUCUGCAAACCAAGACGUCGAAAGAUGAAUCGCAGACUUCCACCUGUGGAACUCCUCCAAUGAAAAACCCCAAAGCUGCUGGUGAGCCUCCACCCUUGGCCCCCAAGGUCCAACAGCAAGGGGUGCAGCAGGGUACCCCAGUUAUGGUUAAUAAAGUUCAUAUGCAGCAACCUUCCCCGAUCAUUGUCACUGGUGGCACAAGCCUUGGCAACCAACAACUGCCAGUCAAUGGAAAUCAAAGCAUCAUGUUGACCUUUCCUGUCACUGUUGGAAAUUCAGGGAUAAUGCUUGCAACUCCGGUGAAUAUUUCAGAAAACCAAAUUUCUGGGGCGAACCACACCAACAGAAUGCCUGUAGGCAAGAACCCCCGUUUUGUACAGCCAAACAGUGUUCCCAUCAACAUUGCACCUCAGAAUGUUCAUUCUAAGUUAGGUCAGGUUACUAUGAGGCCUGUAAUUGGUCAGGCUAAUAGACUAGCAGUACCUCACGGACAGGCAAAAUCCAUAACGGUCAACGUUAGCCAGCCUGGCAGUGUUGCAGGGACUCUGAGUAUUAAUAAUGCCAACCUUCAAAAGGUUAAUGGUGGUACUUUUAAAGCUGCUCCCGUGACAUCUGCUGGGAACCAGCCAGUAGGACAGUCAUUCCCGCUUUUUGUGGAUGCCAAUUCUGGUCUUAUCCUUACUGGAUCUGCAGUACCCUCCAAGGAUUCUGUACCCUCUGGUAUAGGGAAUGCUACAAUGGUCACUGUUAACGGUGGUGUGGUUUCUGGAAAUGUUGGCCAAGUGGCCAUGGGUGGAAAGUUGGCCUUCAGCCCUGUUAACGUCAAUGGACUUGCCAAUACAACAUUCAUCACAGUAGAUGGGCCAAUGAGUCUUGGGAACAAUUCUUCCGUCACACUUGCCAGUAACCCAACCAAUAUCAACAAUAAAGGAGCAUUAAAUAUUGGCAAUUCUACUAUCCUCACAUUGAACGGUGGCAUGGGCAGCAUUGGUAGCGCCCACCCUGUUGGUGCACCCAUAGCCAAUAUUGCUUCCAUCAAUACAAACGGCACCUUGCAAGUUGCAACAACGGCAGCUUCGGCUGUUGUAAGCGGGCAGCAGAACAGUGGGAUUAUUAUAAGAAAGGUCGGAGAUCCCAGUACGGUAUCUCAGAACCCUCAGCCCAGCGAGGACUCAACGGUGGUGGUAGUAGAGAGACUCUUUAAUUGUAGCGAGUGUGGAGAAAAGUUUAACUCCCUCGAGAACUUAACUUCUCACCAGGUGGUACAUAAACGGCCAAACGCCCAGCCAGAGGGCAAAGCUGGCGAGGCAACUUCCAAAGACAAUGAAGUUCUUCCAGGCGGGGCGGAAGACGACUCUCACACCAUCUUAUACACCACCCAAGGAGACGAUGGCAGCACAGUUUAUGUUGUCACAGUCUAGACACGCACAUGUUGGAAAAAUACUGAAGCUCUUAAUUUUUGUAGCAGGAUUCGGUUUUUAGUUUUUUGACUUUUUUUUUUUUUUGGACAUUUUUCUAUUUGUGUUUUAACAUUUUAUUCCACUUCAGUGAUUUUUAGAGUAUCAUAUACUCGGUGUAAUGUCUCUCGUCUCUCUAGAACUGGUUGCUUUCCUUUGUAGAAGACUCUAGAACAACGUGUUAGGUACAGACAAGAAAAAAAAAACUGUUUAAUAACAGAUAAAUUCUAGAAAAGGGAAAAAUGUAAACUUUGCCUAGUCUUGUAGAAUUGACAUGUAAAGAUGUACAUAAUGAUUUGCUAGGUUCCUCAGACACUUUGUAAAAUAACACUUCAGCUAUAGUCUACUGUGACCCCCGGGAAGGGAGCAAAGUAGACCAAGCCUUUUCUUGCUCUAGCGUAGAAUAUGUAGACUAAAUGUGAGCUUCCUGGUUUAUGGAGGAUUUGUUUUCUAAGUCAUGUCUGCACAGAAUUUGGGGUGCGGAGUAUAAGAAGAAUACAGUUUUCCUGUGUCCCCCAGCUUUUGCGGAAGAGGUUGAACACCACAUACUAAUGAUAUCAUGACCUGGCUGAUGAUGUCACUUGAAUGAAUGCCAAAUAUUCCCCUUUAAGUGUUCACCUUUUCAAAAGUGAGCCAACAGUGUACAUCUUUACCCCCCCCCUGGUCCCUACUGUACUUCUGGGGAUGAUGAGCUGACAGGUCCCACACAGUCAGUGCAGCGGUCUGGGGGGUUAGAAACCCCUACUUUUCUCUGUGCGGCGCUUCCAGGAUGGGGCAGAGUGAUUGUGAUUGGUCAGUGCAAGCACAGCCCUUCUCCCUCCUCUCUGUGCAGUAGAGCCAGGAGGGAUCAGAGUGAUUGUGAUUAGUCAGUGCAAGCACAUCUCUUCUCUAUGUAGGAGGGAUUAGAGCAAUUGGGAUUGGUCAGUGCAAGCACAGCUCUUCUCCCUCUUCUAUGUGCAGUAGAGUGGGAGGGAUCAGAGCGAUUGUGAUUGGUCAGUGCAAGUACAGCUCUUCUCCGUACAUCACAUCCAGGAGGAAUCAGAGCGACUGUGAUUGGUCAGUGCAAGCACAGCUCUUCUCCCUCUUUGUGCACUACAUCCAGGAAGGAUAAGAGCGAUUCUGAUUGGUCAGCGCCAGCACAGAUCCGGCCCUGAAACGCUGCAGAGAGAAGAGCAGGAAUUUUUUAGCUCCCAGGACCACUAUAUGGGCUGCAUGGGAUUUAGACGAGGAAGGCUUGCCGCUCCCAGGUGAGAUGUAGAAGCCUGAUGAAACUAGUGGGUGCCUGCCUCGGCUCGCCUCCCGCAAUCAAUGUAUAAAAAGAAUAGGCUGCGCACCACGAUUGUGAUCCAAAAUCCUUUAUUGGGACCAGAGCGUUCCCGGGCAUUCUGGCCUUGUGGCGUCACUCUGGCCUUGUGGCGUCACUCUGGCCUUGUGGCGUCACUCUGGCCUUGUGGCGUCACUCUGGCCUUGUGGCGUCGCU
This is a messenger RNA of Rana temporaria (common frog), 5581 nucleotides long. RefSeq lists its product as uncharacterized. The record is from RefSeq and is a predicted model, not a curated record. Gene Ontology annotation, biological process: regulation of DNA-templated transcription. The transcript has 5 exons. The coding region runs from base 88 to 4065 and encodes 1325 amino acids. NCBI's taxonomy places the organism in Eukaryota, Metazoa, Chordata, Amphibia, Anura, Ranidae.